Debaryomyces fabryi is the source of this 1482-nucleotide messenger RNA. Its product is annotated as aspartyl aminopeptidase. Gene Ontology annotation, biological process: proteolysis. The coding region runs from base 1 to 1482 and encodes 493 amino acids. The record is from RefSeq and is a predicted model, not a curated record. Gene Ontology annotation, molecular function: zinc ion binding; metalloaminopeptidase activity. NCBI's taxonomy places the organism in Eukaryota, Fungi, Ascomycota, Pichiomycetes, Serinales, Debaryomycetaceae. Gene Ontology annotation, cellular component: fungal-type vacuole. The transcript has a single exon.
AUGGCAGAUAUAAGAGCAUUGAAGCAAGCACAGGAGUUUGUCGACUUUGUCAAUGAUUCACCAACACCAUAUCAUGCGGUGAACACGGUUAAAAUUGGAUUGCGUAAAGCUGGAUUCAAAGAGAUCCAAGAGAGAUCCAACUGGAAAGACUCUCAAUUGAGCAAAGGAGGAAAGUAUUUUGUCACCAGAAAUGGAUCCUCGUUGAUUGGAUUUACUAUUGGAGACAAGUUUGUCAAUGGAAACGGGAUUUCUAUUGUGGGAGCCCAUACCGAUUCCCCAUGCCUUAGAAUCAAACCUAUUUCUAAGAAAAAUAGUGAAGGAUUUAUUCAAGUUGGUGUUGAGCAAUACGGAGGGCUCAUUGCCCACUCUUGGUUCGAUAGAGAUUUGUCUAUUGCAGGAAGGGUCUAUGUGAACGACACUAAAACCGGACAAUACGUUCCAAAAUUGAUCAAGAUCGACAAACCUCUUUUGAGGAUCCCUACGUUAGCUAUCCAUUUGAACCGCGAUGUGAACACCAAGUUUGAGUUCAAUAAGGAAACCAAGUUGGUUCCAAUAGCUGGACAGGUUGCAUUGGAUAAAAACGAGGCUGAAAGUUCCAAGAGCCCAAAAAGCUGUGCAGACGACCCAGAUUUACAGUUAUCUCCAGAACAAUUUGAAUCGGUUCAGUCGGUGAUCCAAAGGCACAACAAAUCUUUGAUUGAGCUCAUUGCAAAAGAAUGUGAUGUUGAGCCCGUCCAAAUCGAGGAUUUUGAAUUAGUGUUAUUUGACCACCAAAAAUCAACUCUUGGAGGAUUAAAUGACGAGUUUAUUUUUUCCCCAAGAUUAGAUAACUUGACCUCGUGCUACUGUGCCAUGGACGGGUUGAUUAGAUCAAGCGAGAAUUUAUCAGAACAAAAAGGUAUUCAAUUGAUUUCUUUGUUUGAUCAUGAAGAAAUUGGGUCGGUGUCUGCUCAGGGGGCAGACUCUACCUUCUUACCUGACAUAAUUCAAAGAUUAACUAAAGUUGACUUCAGUAAACUGGGCGAAAAUGGUGUACCAGUUGACUACUUUCACGAAACAAUGUCAAAAUCCUUCUUAUUGUCCUCUGACAUGGCCCAUGGUGUUCACCCAAAUUAUGGUGAAUUCUACGAGGGCCAAAACAGACCCCAAAUUAACUUGGGACCUGUCAUCAAAAUUAAUGCCAAUCAAAGGUAUGCAACUAAUUCUCCUGGUAUUGUCUUAUUAAAGAAGUGUGCAGCAUUGGUGCAAGUUCCUUUGCAAUUAUUUGUUGUCAGAAAUGACUCACCUUGUGGAUCAACAAUUGGACCUAUUCUUGCGGCAAAGUUGGGUAUCAGGACCUUAGAUUUGGGUAAUCCCCAGUUAUCAAUGCAUUCAAUUAGAGAAACAGGUGGAACGUAUGAUAUUGUUAGAUUAUGCGAUUUAUUUGUCUCUUUCUUUGAAAACUAUACUGAUAUUGAUAGCAAAAUUUUAUGCAAUAUAUAG